AUGCACGAGAUGAAGUACAUUUUAGUAUCAGGAGGUGUCGUUAGCGGUGUUGGAAAAGGCAUCAUUGCAUCUAGCACUGGCCUACUUCUCAAGACCAUGGGUUUAACCGUGACAAUGAUCAAGAUUGACCCCUAUAUAAACGUCGAUGCAGGCACUAUGGCACCUACCGAACAUGGCGAAGUCUUUGUCCUUGAUGAUGGUGGUGAGGCCGACCUCGACUUGGGGAACUAUGAGCGCUACCUGGGAAUCACGUUAUCUCGGGAGCAUAAUAUCACUACUGGCAAAGUUUAUCAGCAUAUCAUUCAAGCCGAGCGUCGCGGCGAUUAUUUGGGCAAGACCGUUCAGAUCGUUCCUGAUCUUGUUGACGCGAUCGCGAAAUGGAUAGAGCGGGUAGCGCGGGCGCCAGUUGACGAGACAAACCAAACACCGGACGUGUGCGUGAUUGAGCUUGGUGGAACGGCAGGGGAUAUAGAAAAUGCACCCUUUCUGGAAUCUCUGAGACGCUUGCGAGGGAGAGUUGGAGGGAACCAAUGGCUGCACAUGUUGGUGACCUUGGUUCCUGUAAUAAUGAAUGAGGAGCAAAAGACAAAGCCGACGCAAGCGGCUAUGCGCGAUGUGCUUUCUACUGGUCUGAAACCUGAUCUGAUUGCAUGCCGCUGCGAAGUGCCGCUGGCGAAAUCAACUAUAGAAAAAGUUGCUUCGUCAUGCAAUGUGCAGCCAGCUGAAAUCAUCGCUGUUCACAAUGUCCCAUCCACUUAUCUCGUCCCUGCACUGUUGGAAGACCAAGGCCUACUCCGAUCAAUCUCCAAAGUACUCCGUCUUGAUCUCCUGACGAAGCCUCCGAAAUUGAUCGAAUUUGGCUCUGAUAUGUGGAGAGAUUGGAAAGCCUUAACGUCUUCUCGAGAUAUCUCUUCUCGGAGCGUAACAAUCGCUCUGGUCGGUAAAUACACUGGCUUCAUGGACUCUUACAUAUCCGUUCUCAAGUCAUUGGAGCACUCCGUGAUGAAUCGGCAGCACACGCUCAACCUUCUUAUUGUCGACGCCUCGCACUUGGAAGAGGCCACGCUAGCAUCUUCAAAAGCAGACUACGACCAGGCUUGGACCAAAGUUCGCGGAGCAGACGGUAUUCUUGUGCCUGGUGGAUUCGGUGUACGAGGCACCGAAGGGAUGAUCGCAGCUGCCCAAUGGGCCAGAGAAAGCAAAACUCCGUAUCUAGGAAUAUGUUUAGGUAUGCAGAUCGCAGUCAUCGAGUUUGCACGCCACAUGUGCGAUAUACGUCAAGCGGGCUCAAUCGAGCUAUCACCCGAUUGUUCAGAGCCGGUUAUUAUUUUCAUGCCAGAGAUUGACCGAGCGAAUAUGGGUGGAACAAUGAGACUCGGCAGUCGACCAACUGUCUUCCAAGAUGGAAGUGACUGGUCUCAAUUACGGAAAUUGUACGGGGGAAAGAAAGUUAUCUACGAACGCCAUCGUCAUCGGUAUGAAGUGAACCCCGAGUACGUCGAGCGUCUCAGCGCAGCCGGUCUCCAUUUUAUUGGCAAAGAUGAAGAAGAUGUUCGUAUGGAAGUCAUUGAGCUCAAAGAUCAUCCCUGGUAUGUAGGUGUGCAGUACCAUCCGGAGUAUCUGUCGCGAGUUUUGCAGCCUAGCAAGCCGUAUUUGGGUUUUGUUUCGGCAGCGAUCGCAAAACAGGAAAAACCAGGAGGUUUUGGGAAGCUGACCAACGGGAUUUCAAAUGGCAAGCUCGUGCAGGCUGUCGAAAAGGCGUUCGAUCCGCGGCGUACCGACCAAAAGGAUAGCGCUGACGUGAUGAUUGAACCAUACAUUGAAGGACCUGAAGUGGAUGCGAAUGUGGUGUUACUGGAUGGCGAGAUUGUAUUUUUUGAAGUGUCUGAUGACUUUCCCAAGUCAGGUGAUCGUCAAGGAACCGAUUGGAAAGCCAACUUCCAAGAAACGUCCAUGUUACUACCAACAGGUUUGCCCCAAGCCGAGGUAGAUAUCAUCCGCAACUCCGUGCAUCAAACAGUCUUGAGGCAAGGAUUCAGGAACGGAAUUCUGCAUUGUGAAGGCCGUAUGAGAUACUCUAGCAUGAGCUAUACGGUCAAGAAUGGGAUCGAGGAUCUGUACGUCAAUGAGCAGAGCAACUGCCAACAACCGACCUUCUUUCUUCAUGAAGUCAAUGCCCGUCCGCCUGGCUACGCUUGGUCCGUCGCAACGUCGAUGACAUAUGGGGUGGAUUACUAUGCGCUGCAACUUCUCUACGCAGUGGGUGACAUGGAACGUGUCCGCAUUUUUGCUCAACCUUUUAAGGAUGGCCCGCAGUGGUGGCUUGCACUGCUGGCAAUAGGGGCAGACAAGGAAGGCAUCCUAAAAACAGAAGAUCCGGCAAAGGAGUUGAUCGAGAGGGUUGAGGAACUGAGACCGGCAGUUCCGGAUUACAAGUGCUUCUAUCCGAAAGGUAGUAGACUGGACGGGGCACAUGCCAGUAAAUUGGACUUUUUAGCGCUCUUUUCUAUUAUAAGCAAAGAGAGCAGGGAGCAGGCCAUCAGAUUGGCAAACAAGGCUCGGGCUGAGUUUCACUACGAGGUUGAGUAG
Messenger RNA from Penicillium verhagenii, 2589 nucleotides. Its product is annotated as P-loop containing nucleoside triphosphate hydrolase. Lineage: Eukaryota; Fungi; Ascomycota; Eurotiomycetes; Eurotiales; Aspergillaceae. The transcript is spliced from 5 exons. Gene Ontology annotation, molecular function: identical protein binding; CTP synthase activity; ATP binding. Gene Ontology annotation, cellular component: cytoophidium; cytoplasm. The coding region runs from base 1 to 2589 and encodes 862 amino acids. Gene Ontology annotation, biological process: pyrimidine nucleobase biosynthetic process; CTP biosynthetic process. The record is from RefSeq and is a predicted model, not a curated record.